Molecule: messenger RNA, 405 nt
Organism: Halteromyces radiatus
Lineage: Eukaryota; Fungi; Mucoromycota; Mucoromycetes; Mucorales; Cunninghamellaceae
Exons: 1
Coding region: 1-405 (134 amino acids)
Source: RefSeq, a predicted model, not a curated record
AUGGUCUCCAAAUCAUUUGUCAUCCUUGCUCUUCUUGUUUGUGCUGUCUCCAGUGCCCCCGUUAAAGGUAAAUCAAAUGAUGAGGCUAUUAUUCCUGAUAACAGUGAUGUGAAAAGUGCGAAUGGUGCCGAUGGCGAAGCGGACAAGGGCACUGGUAUUCGUGCUAGACAAGCCGGUGGCACCCCCAUCAAUAGUACACCCAAUAUUCCUAUUACUGGUGGUGUUUCUGGUGGUCUUGGUGGUGGAGUUAAUGGUGUUCUUGGAAGGUUAAAUGGAUGUAUGAAUACACUAUCAGCAGAAUGUCAAAGUCUAGUUCAAAAGUUUCAAACUCUGGAUCCAACACAGUUGAUACAACACGCUGCCGAGUUAGCAACCCUUAACCAGAAUUGUCCAUGUAACAAAUAA